AUGAGCUCUUGCUCAAUCAAUCACAUCUGGACGGCGGGGGACCCGUGGUUUGUGCAAUGUGACAAGGAUUGGCCUGUCUGCUUGUUGAUGGCACGGAGACCGUGGGCUGUUCUGCUCGCAUUGGGACUUUUUAUUGUCAAGCUGCACCCAGUGACAUUGAUCAACAUCAGUGAGGUUGUGGGCCGGCCCCGCUGCCUGAGUCUACACUGGAUGAAAUCAGAGAGGACGUUCCUGAUCGCCACCAGUGAGAUCCACCAGGGGGCGCUGGAGUCCCAGGUCCAGUUCAGAGCUCAGAGACAGUCGGCUGUGACGGUGGCGACACUUUUGUGA
Knipowitschia caucasica is the source of this 330-nucleotide messenger RNA. Lineage: Eukaryota; Metazoa; Chordata; Actinopteri; Gobiiformes; Gobiidae. The record is from the annotation of a GenBank genome assembly.